Messenger RNA from Sebastes umbrosus (honeycomb rockfish), 4721 nucleotides. RefSeq names its product protein geranylgeranyltransferase type I, beta subunit (gene pggt1b). The transcript is spliced from 9 exons. The record is from RefSeq and is a predicted model, not a curated record. Gene Ontology annotation, cellular component: CAAX-protein geranylgeranyltransferase complex. The coding region runs from base 40 to 1143 and encodes 367 amino acids. Gene Ontology annotation, molecular function: CAAX-protein geranylgeranyltransferase activity. NCBI's taxonomy places the organism in Eukaryota, Metazoa, Chordata, Actinopteri, Perciformes, Sebastidae. Gene Ontology annotation, biological process: protein geranylgeranylation.
ACGUACCGGAAAAGAUUCCUCAUAGGUGCGGAUGCAAAGAUGGCGGAAGAGGAGAGCCAGUUUGAAGCAUUUGAGCAAAUAGACUUUUUAAGAGAUAGACAUGUACGGUUCUUCCAGAGAACACUUCAGAUAUUACCUGAGAGAUACGCCUCGCUGGAAACAACCAGGUUAACGAUCAUAUUUUUUGCCCUGUCUGGUCUCGAUGUGCUGGAUGCUCUGGAUGUGAUUGAUAGGAAUACCAUGAUUGAGUGGAUCUACUCGCUACAGGUUCUGCCCACAGAGGACCAAGCGAACCUUAGUCGUUGUGGCUUUCGAGGAUCGUCACAUAUUGGAAUUCCUUACAGCACUAAGGGUCCAGGUGUGCUCCAUCCAUAUGACAGUGGCCACGUAGCCAUGACCUACACCGGGCUGUGCUCGCUGUUAAUACUGGGAGACGACCUGAGCCGUGUGAACAAACAGGCCUGUCUGGCUGGUCUCAGAGCACUGCAGCUGGAGGACGGCAGUUUCUACGCAGUGCCAGAAGGAAGUGAAAAUGAUAUACGGUUUAUCUACUGUGCAGCUAGUAUCUGUUAUAUGCUGGAUGACUGGUCAGGCAUGGACAUCCAAAAGGCCAUUGAGUACAUCAGAGGAAGUUUGUCGUACGACAAUGGAUUUGGCCAGGGAGCCGGGAGAGAGUCACAUGGCGGCUGGACGUACUGCGCCAUAGCCUCUCUGUGUCUAAUGGGUCGACUGGAGGAGGCGCUGAGUCAGCGAGAGCUUGACAGGAUCCGGCGCUGGUGCAUCAUGAGGCAGCAGAGCGGCUUCCACGGGCGCCCCAACAAACCUGUAGACACAUGCUACUCCUUUUGGGUGGGAGCUACGCUAGAGCUGUUAGAUGUUUUCCAGUAUACGAACUUUGACAAGAACAGGAGCUUCAUCCUGUCCACGCAGGAUCGGUUGGUGGGGGGAUUCGCCAAGUGGCCGGACAGCCAUCCAGACCCUCUCCAUGCCUACUUAGGACUGUGCGGUUUGUCUCUGAUCGGAGAGCCCAGUCUGAGGAAGGUCCACCCAGCUCUUAACAUCACCCAGAGAGCCUUUCAGCAUGUCCAGCAGCUGCAGCAGACAUGGAGGGACAGCACCGGCAGCUGUAGCAGACAGCACUGACAGCAGGAUGAUCCACAGCUCUGCCUCUGAACAGGUUCAGUAACCGGGAAACAUCUAACAGUAGUCAGUCAGAGGCAGCUGGACUUUUGCUGUGUGUCUUGAAGACGUUUGGCCGCUCAUCUGAGAGGCCUCAGGAAUCAGGAAGGUUUUUAAGACCCCAGUUACACAGUAGUAACUUCGGGGAGCUAAUUUUAAGUCCAUCUAAAGUGACUUUUCUGUUAAGCAAUAUACGCCACACUUUUUUUUUGCUGCCUUUUUAUUAUUAUACUUUAGUAAAUAAUGUGCAUUGUGGUUUGUGGAGAUGAAAUUAUGUGCCAGAAAGUAAAAUUUGAGUCACUGGAGACUCGAAGAAAUUCCAGAUGCCUCAAUUUUGCAAACUUUUUAGAUGCAGUUUUGGAAGCGUCCUGCUCCGCUUUAUAGUCAACAACCACAAUCUGCAGUUAACCUUCCUAGCCAAGGAUGAACUGACUCACCUCACAAGGACAUAAGAAACAAAGUAAACGUUAUUCACUGAGAGCCCAAGGACGGCUUAGGGAACAGCUAAUUUGUGUCUUUAAAUGGUUCUGCAGUAACUGGUGGCUUCAGUAGCUGGAAGUGAGUGGGCUGGUGUAAUUUUAUGUGAAUCAACUAGAUACAUGUCCCUGUAUAUUACAAAAAUAUAGCAAAUAAGUUUCUCAUUUUUGUUCAAAAACCGCUAUCAGCCCAGAGGUAAUUUUGGGGGUGAAAUUUGGACACAGUUGAGACAGAAUCACUUUAAGAUUAACAUCCUCAGACAAAAAACAGCCCAUGGCACUCUGCUCCCUAUACGAUAUGUUUUGCCUCUCUGCCCCUCUAACAUCUCCAUCCUCACGUUGCUCUUGAAUCUCUUCAAAGCCUCGAGCUCUCCAGUCCCAAAGGUGAUACCAGCCAUGUUUCUCACUUCAGCUCCCUGCAGUUUCACCACUACAGGCCUUGUUCAGUGGUCACGAGAGACUUAAAUGAUAAUAGAACCGCUGGGGUGAGAUCCAUAGAAAAGGCAGCUAAGAGCCAACAACCACCCCAACAGACAAAUCUAUAACUAAAGAAAAAAAAUCAAAAAGUCGUAGAAAGAAGAUAAAAAAAAAAAUAGUUUAUCUCCAGGCUUUAUCAUUUCAGAUCACAAAAAAUAUAAUUUAUUGUUUACAUUUUUCCAGAGGCUAACAGAAAAAUAGAUUGGGCCUUUUAAAAAAGAGGGUAAAAUCCCUUUCCUAAGGUAGUAACUUUCAAUUUUAGCAGCAUAUCCCUCUGACUCCUGAACCCUGAACUGAUCCCAGUAACAUACCCUCCUUCACCAGCAUCAGCACUCCCUGUAAGGCACUAGUCAGCCUGAAAUCAAUAGGAGAAAGAUGAGGCAGUGGCUUCAUAACUUGGGGGAAUUUAUUCUUCUGAACCGCGCUGGGAAUUGACAUGUUAUUUUCAGAACAGAAAGGACGCAGGGCAAAAAACAAAGAACAAUGCACAUGAGCAGAAUGUGCCAAAGAGAGUCAGGUUACGGAAACAACUGUUAUCCAACACAACGCGUCCCUUUGAGUCCUACAAGCCCACUGUCACACAGCUCACUCAAGCAACCUUUGCGCCUUCUUUCCCUUGAGCUCAGCUAUAGUUUUAUAUCCUAAUAAGAUCCUUGAACAUGGUGACACAUAGUGAACUGAAGUUGAGCUGUUCCUCUUGACACAUUAAUGCUCUGAUAUCCAGUAAGGGACAUUUCCAGUUUCACAGGUUCCUCCAUUACCCCUGCUGAAGCCACACCCUUUCAUUAUAAGACACUGUCACAGCCAACACCUGCUCCCUGAGAUGACAAGUGAGGAGACAACAACACUGCAGAAAUACAGUGGCCUGUCUCCAACAUGUUACCUGCGGGAGUUCACUGUGUUUAGCACCAGCUCUGACUGGAUAUGAAAAUAUAAUAUCGCCUCCGUGGAUUUCCUUCCACCAUCUAAAAUGAAGCUGUACUUGGCCUUGUCUCCCUUCCCGCCAAGUUGCCCUCUUUUUUCAGACUUAGAAAGCAGAGCAGGCAGACAGAGGAAAGCAGAUCGGAGGAGAGGAGAGGAGAGGUGAAUAAAUAAAUAAUUUGACACAUCUAUUAUUAAAAGUGAACUGUCGGAGGCUGGAUUCUCCUCUCUGAAACCUCAACCAAACCCCCAGUGUUAUAUAGCCUUAUUUUGGUGCACAACAAUUGCUUUUUAGCCAACUAUAUCUUAUAUUGCUGUGUUGUUUUAUGUUGCUGUUUUGCCUAUAAGACGGAAGGCUUUGCUACAGUUCCUCUUGACGACUUCUCUCCUGCCAUUAUAUUUUAUGUUUCUGUUAGUUACCAUAAAAUAUUUUUAAUAAUUUCACCUUUGGGAAAGUUCAGCUAUGACUUUCAUUACUGCUGCUGAAUUGAGCCUCAGACACACAAAUACAAGCUCAAUGAAAUUAGAUUAAGAUAGUUAUUCUCCGUAUAAUAUUCUGGUACCAAUCUAUUUUGUAAAUUAGUCCUAAAUCUGAGAGUCAAAAAUGCACUGAACGGGAACGACCACGUCUCCCAUGCAUCUUCUUUUACUACUUUACAACCCUCCUUUGCUGGGUCCUUUAGUGUACAUAGGCCAAGUCACAUGGCGAGACCACGCUCUCAAACAUGACUCUGAAAUGUGCCUCACGUAGCAUUGUUCUGGGUCACCGCUUUCUGAAUGCUCUCUUCUUCAUUUUUUGUGAUUUCACUACAUGUACAGCAUGCUUAAAUUGGGCUUAGCUUGGCUGUUGUUAUCAAGAAAUGCACUGAAUAUACAAGAGUUCUCUGGAGGGGACAGACGAAAGGUGUAUCCAAAAUCCUAGCAAAACAUUCAGGAAGUGGAACACCUACUCCUCCCAUCUUUUGUAGAGUUCACUUAUCCAAUCAAUCAGAGAUAAGCUGGUAGAGGUCGUUUAACCAGAAUCUGACCUUGUCGCUUCAUGUCUGAUCGAUGAUGUAUUUCCAGAAGGAGGGAGGAAUUCAUUGAGACAGAACUCAUAAAUGCUUACUCAACUUAAACAAAGGGGAUGAUGAUUUGCCACUUACUGCAUCUCAGCAGUUGUUUUAUUGCAUCUCCUUUUUUGCUACAUCACGCUGCAGUCGCUGCUCUCAGUCCCACAGCAUGUACAGAGGGGACCGAGGCUUUGCGCUAUUAAGAUGGCUGCAGUGGAAGCUGCAGUAGGAUUUUCCUGAGAUGUGCAAGUCUUUUGAGAUGCUGCCAAAAUGCCAUGAAACCCGUGCUCUAUCAACUAAUAUACAUAAUGUAAUAAUAAAUAAUGUAACGAUAAAUGUAACGGAAUUUAUUUUUUCUAUGCUUUGUAGAGAGAUCGAGUGUAGAUAAAUAUGUAAAUGUCUAUAAAUAUGUGACUUCUAUUGUGCAAGUGCUCAAGAUGAUAAAAAAAAAAUGUUUACAGUUACAUCAGUGAGACGGUUCGAGGGAUUGGAUAUGCAAAUGUUGAUAUGUGAUGUAUUAUAGUCCUUCAGCUUUGAAUUUGAGGGCAAUGAUGUUGAUUCUGGCUUGGCGGUGCAUACUGUAUUUAUGGUGAAUAAAAACACGUACUAAAUUUUA